This is a messenger RNA of Venustampulla echinocandica, 3003 nucleotides long. RefSeq names its product Calcium-transporting ATPase. Gene Ontology annotation, molecular function: ATP binding; P-type calcium transporter activity; ATP hydrolysis activity. The record is from RefSeq and is a predicted model, not a curated record. The coding region runs from base 1 to 3003 and encodes 1000 amino acids. Gene Ontology annotation, cellular component: membrane. The transcript has 4 exons. NCBI's taxonomy places the organism in Eukaryota, Fungi, Ascomycota, Leotiomycetes, Helotiales, Pleuroascaceae. Gene Ontology annotation, biological process: intracellular calcium ion homeostasis; calcium ion transmembrane transport.
AUGGAGCUCGCGUACACCAAGACAACCUCCGAAGUGCUGAAGCGCUUUUCAGUGUCUGAACAGCAGGGGCUGACGGAGGCGCAAGUAAAGCAAUCAAGGGAUACACAUGGUCGCAAUGCAAUCGCAGAAGAACCCCCAACUCCUGUCUGGGAGCUUAUUCUCGAGCAAUUCAAAGACCAGCUCGUUUUAAUCCUCCUCGGAUCUGCGGCGAUAUCCUUCGUUUUGGCAUUAUUUGAGGAAGAUGGUGGAUGGUCUGCCUUUGUAGAUCCUGCAGUUAUCCUCACAAUUUUAAUUCUAAAUGCCGUCGUCGGUGUAUCCCAAGAGAGCAGCGCCGAGAAGGCUAUUGCCGCAUUACAGGAAUACUCAGCAAAUGAGGCCAAAGUCCUUCGAAAUGGCCACCUCACAAGGGUUAAAGCAGAGGAAUUGGUUCCUGGAGACAUAAUCUCGAUUGCCGUGGGGGACAGAAUACCGGCAGAUUGCAGACUCGUGGCUAUCCAGAGCAACAGUUUUUCAGUGGAUCAAGCUAUUCUUACCGGAGAGAGCGAGAGCGUUGGCAAAGAAAUCGACGCUGUGGAUGAUUUGAAGGCUGUAAAGCAGGACCAAACCAAUAUGCUUUUUUCUGGAACAACAGUGGUUACGGGACAUGCUACAGCCAUCGUUGUCCUGACUGGAUCAAAUACCGCUAUUGGCGACAUCCACGAAAGCAUCGUCGCGCAGAUCUCGGAACCUACCCCUCUAAAGCAAAAACUCAACGAUUUUGGAGACACUUUGGCGAAAGUUAUUUCGCUGAUUUGCAUUGCGGUUUGGCUUAUCAACAUCCCCCAUUUCAAUGACAAAUCCCAUGGAGGCUGGGCAAAGGGAGCUAUCUACUACCUCAAGAUUGCGGUGUCACUCGGUGUAGCGGCAAUUCCAGAAGGGUUGGCAGUUGUCAUCACUACAUGUCUCGCACUUGGUACGCGCAAGAUGGCUGCAAAGAACGCAGUUGUGAGAAGCUUGCCUUCCGUAGAGACCCUUGGAAGUUGCAGUGUGAUCUGCUCAGACAAGACGGGAACAUUGACGACCAAUCAAAUGAGCGUCAAUAAGGUUGUGUACCUUAACGAAGCUGGCAAUGGCCUAGAGGAGUUAAAUGUUGAGGGCACGACGUUUUCACCCUAUGGCAAGAUAACGGCCGACGGCAAGGAGGUCAUAGAUGUGGCCAAAAAGUCGAGUACCAUUUUCCAAAUCACAGAGGUUUCAGCAUUGUGCAACGAAGCACAGCUGGCCUUUGACUCCAAAACCGGGCUCUACUCAAACGUGGGUGAGCCCACGGAGGGCGCCCUCCGCGUUCUCGUGGAAAAGAUCGGCACCAACGAUGAAGCAGAAAACCGACUCAGGCAUGGCACUACCAACCAGGAUGCUCUUCACGCUAUCAGCUCUUGGUAUGAGACCAAAAACCCCCACCUCGCAACCUAUGAAUUCUCUAGAGAUAGGAAAAGUAUGUCUGUUCUGGUAGGGGACGAAAAACGGCAAAGAUUACUUGUGAAGGGAGCUCCUGAAACCAUCAUCGAUCGAUGCUCCCAUACCUUGGUAGGCGCGAACGGGAAGAAGGUGCCAAUGGCAAAGAAGCUCUCUGAAAUUCUGCUGAAGGAAGUCGUGGACUAUGGUAAUCGCGGCCUUCGUGUAAUUGCUCUGGCUAGCAUCGACGAUGUUGCAUCCAACCCUCUUUUGAGGAAAGCAAAGUCCACGUCUGACUACUUAAAGCUUGAGCAAAACAUGACAUUCCUUGGAUUGGUAGGCAUGGAGGAUCCUCCACGCCCAGAAGUUGCGGGAUCUAUUCGAAAAUGUAAGGAAGCUGGCAUUCGAGUUAUUGUUAUUACGGGCGAUAACCAAAAUACUGCUGAGACCAUCUGCCGUCAAAUCGGUGUUUUUGGCCCUUACGAAGAUCUGACAGGAAAGAGUUACACUGGCCGAGAGUUCGACCAGCUUAGUGAUAGCGAGCAAUUGAAUGCUGCCAAGAACGCCUCUCUCUUCUCCCGAGUCGAGCCAAACCACAAGUCGAAGCUAGUCGAUCUUCUUCAAUCACACGGAGAAGUCGUGGCUAUGACUGGAGAUGGUGUCAACGACGCCCCUGCGUUGAAGAAAGCCGAUAUUGGAGUAGCGAUGGGAUCCGGCACUGACGUCUCGAAAUUGGCUUCCGACAUGGUGCUCGUUGACAACAACUUUGCCACGAUUGAGGUCGCAAUUGAAGAGGGUCGCUCCAUCUAUAACAACACUCAGCAAUUUAUUAGAUAUUUGAUCUCAUCAAAUAUUGGCGAAGUCGUGUCUAUCUUUUUGACUGCCGCUAUGGGAAUGCCAGAAGCCCUAAUUCCGGUCCAACUACUCUGGGUCAACCUCGUCACCGAUGGUCUUCCUGCCACCGCGCUUUCGUUCAACCCUCCUGACAAUGAUAUCAUGAGAAGACAACCACGAAAGCGCGAUGAGCCGCUCAUCGGUGGCUGGCUCUUCUUCCGGUAUAUGGUAAUUGGCAUUUAUGUUGGUUUGGCGACCGUCGCUGGAUAUGCUUGGUGGUUUAUGUUCAACGCCGAGGGUCCUCAAAUCACAUUCUGGCAACUCUCCCACUUCCACCGUUGUUCAACACAAUUCCCUGAGAUUGGCUGCGAAAUGUUCACCAACGAUAUGGCAAAGUCGGCUUCAACUGUCUCACUGUCAAUUCUUGUUGUCAUCGAGAUGCUCAAUGCCAUGAACGCGCUCUCAUCCAGCGAAUCGCUUCUUACCCUUCCGCUAUGGAAGAACAUGAUGUUGGUCUACGCCAUUACCCUGUCAAUGGCUCUGCAUUUUGCCCUGCUGUACACUCCGGUCCUGCAAACUCUGUUCUCGAUUUUGCCGUUGAACUGGAAUGAGUGGUAUGCGGUCUUGUUGAUCAGCGCACCUGUCAUUCUCAUUGAUGAAGUCCUCAAGUUUGUAGAGAGGCAGCUCUUUAUCCAAAAGAGUACUCUGAUCGAGCCAAGGCCGAAGGAGGAGUAA